Messenger RNA from Xylaria bambusicola, 2076 nucleotides. RefSeq names its product dynactin p62 family-domain-containing protein. Lineage: Eukaryota; Fungi; Ascomycota; Sordariomycetes; Xylariales; Xylariaceae. The record is from RefSeq and is a predicted model, not a curated record. The coding region runs from base 98 to 1789 and encodes 563 amino acids. Gene Ontology annotation, cellular component: dynactin complex. The transcript has 2 exons.
GCUAAGGCGCCAACUUACUUAGGUCCAGCUUCAUUCAACGCCCAGGCGUCGACCCCAUCACAGCUGCUACGAUGUAGUAGCUGCAAAACAGUUCUAAAUGGCAUCUUUCAUACCCUACACGUACAUACAGUGUCCUUGCCAUGAUUCCACGGCUCAAAGCCGAAAUGCCGACGAUGCACUCGCGGCGACUUCGCAUGAAUUAAGUGAAGAAGACGACGACGACGGCCACGCCUUCGAUCCGCGCGCCCCUCAUUCUAAUUUCAAUCUUUACCCUCUCGAAUAUCUCCUCUACUGCGAUGUCUGUCACCAAAUUCGCUGCCCGCGGUGUGUCUCGGAGGAACUCGUGACCAUAUACUGCCCCAGUUGUCUGUUUGAGGUAGGAAGUAGCAGUGUGAAGACGGAAGGGAACCGGUGUACGCGCAGUUGCUUCCAAUGUCCUAUAUGCAUAGGCCCCUUAGCCGUCCAGGCUCUUGAGUCUGCUCCAGAUCCCGCGCUUUCUUCGUCUGACAAUCCAACGUCCCCCAUCUCACACGGCUCGUGGGUUUUAACUUGCUCGUACUGUCAAUGGAGCUCGUCAGAGAUAGGCGUCAAGUUCGACAAGCCACAGGGAAUCUUUAGCCAGCUACAGAAAAUUCGUUACGGAGAAGAGCAGGCCAAACACAUCGUGAGCGGAGAUACUUCACCGAUCAAAACCGAAUCGAUACCAGAAACGAACAAAGCGAGAUUCGCGGCGCUGAAGUCUUUCUAUGGCUCUCAGACGGUCAGUGCUAAUCCCAGCGCUGGCCUUUCCGGCCUUGGGGACUAUGGGCUUAGCUCGCCUGGCGCCUUGUCCCGUAUUAUGAGCAUCUACUCUGGGAAUAAUAUGAAUGGCCUAAAGCAAAAGAAUAAACCCACAGUAAUACGAGAAGCAGAUUCGCCUAAUGAGGGAUUCAGGCUCAGCAAUCUAGAUGAAAAUUCGGCAAUAUCGCAGCUACGACGGGAUGGAUGGGACGGCACAGCUACCAGCGCCCAAGUCAGGGCUCAGGUAGAAGAAGGUGCUCAAUUUGCGGACCAGUUAUGGCCCAUCCCAUAUCUACUACGCACAAAGCGAUCAAAACGUUGUCCCGUCUGUCGUCACAUUAUCAGCAAGCCUGAAUCCAAGGUGAGCAACACGCGCUGGCGGAUCAAAUUGGUUGCCAACAACUCGAUACCGUCCAUCUCGAUUAAGCCACUUUCUCCACCGCCGGGCUCCGGUCUUCUCAAGCCCCUACAACCCGCGCAAUUCCUCCUGACGUUCAAAAACCCCCUCUUUGAUGAUGUCAAAGUCACACUUGCAACGCCGGCUACAACACCCGGUCGUUUCGCAUCUAGGGUCACAGUGCUCUGUCCUGAAUUCAGUAUUGAUGCCAAUCCAGAUAACGACAUGUAUCUAGACGACGUCCUCAAAGAUGGAGAAAAGGAGCGUCAACAACAAAGGGCAGAUGAAAGCUCACACCAGGCGGAAGCGGGAAAAGUCUGGGAGCGAGGACGUAAUUGGGUUAGCAUUGUGGUGGAAGUGAUACCUGCAUCCCUUCGUAUAGAGCCGCCUCCUGCAAUAUUGCGAAAAGAAGGCGACCCGGAGCCGGAUCUCAGCCCACUGAGGGAGGAUGAAGACAUCUUGGAGAUCCCCAUGUUUGUACGGUUGGAAUGGGAAGGUGAGGCCUCGCAUGACCAGGUUGGUACAGGGACGAGUAGGGACAAGGAUACGAGAGAAAAGAGGGAGCUGGCGUAUUGGUGUGCCAUUGGAAUUGGCCGCAUCAGUCAGGAAUAGACAAAAUUUACGAUACCCUAGAGUUACGAGAGAAUGAUAGCACGGAACAGAUCAAGAACAGAUGUGGGCUCAGAAACGAAGCUUGUCCAUUGAAUUCACAAGCUACCAGUCAGAACGCCGUGCCUUUUUAAUGCCCAUGAGAACCCCUAGAUGAUAUCAUUCAUCAUUGUAGCACAUUCCUGCACCACGUGAAAUGGUGAAUCGUUGCCCUAUCCUUUCCCUGUUCGUCUCCUACCUCUGACUAACCCUAGUACUCAGAGGAACCGGACUGAGGGAACUCGAAGGUA